Malurus melanocephalus (red-backed fairy wren) is the source of this 9357-nucleotide messenger RNA. RefSeq names its product prune homolog 2 with BCH domain (gene PRUNE2). The record is from RefSeq and is a predicted model, not a curated record. Bases 81 to 9317 code for a protein of 3078 amino acids. Gene Ontology annotation, molecular function: pyrophosphatase activity. Lineage: Eukaryota; Metazoa; Chordata; Aves; Passeriformes; Maluridae. The transcript has 20 exons. Gene Ontology annotation, cellular component: cytoplasm. Gene Ontology annotation, biological process: apoptotic process.
CAGCCGUGAGGGGCACAGCCGUGCCGGGCAGUGCGGGGCCGAGCCGCGCUCCUGCCCCCUGCCCUGGCCCGGCCGGCGCCAUGGAGGAGUUCCUGCAGCGCGCACAGUCCAGGCUGAACAGGAGCAAACGCCUGGAAAAAGUCCAUGUUGUUCUUGGAAAUAAACCCUGUGAUUUGGAUUCACUUAUUUCUGCCCUGGCCUAUGCCUACUUUCUAGACAAGGUCAGUCCUCCUGAUGUUCUUUGCUUACCUGUGUUGAACAUACCAAGAAGAGACUUUAGCUACUUCACUGAGACAAAAUUUAUUUUGGAGGAACUGAAUAUCCCAGAGACAUUCCAUAUCUUCCGAGAUGAAAUCAAUUUGCAUCAGCUGAAUGCUGAAGGGAAAUUGUCUUUAACACUUGUAAACAGCAACAUGCUUACAAGUGAGGAUAAAAGUUUGGAAUCAGCUGUUGUCAAAGUCAUCAAUCCAGAUGAGCAAUGUGACAGGAGCCUGGAGUUACAAGCAUGUUCUUCCUCGUUAGUCGUAAAAGAGAUUCUUCAAAAGGCACCAGAGUUAAUCACUCAGCAACUGGCUUAUCUCCUCAGAGGAAGCAUUCUCUUCAAGUGCAUGUCUUUGGAAGCUGACAGAAUUACAGAGCAACAGGAGAAAGUACUGUCAAUACUGGAGGAAAAGUUUCCAGAUCUUCCCCCACGAGAGGAAAUAAUCUCUGUCCUGCAGGAGACACAGGUUAAUGCACAAGGUGUGAAUAUUGAGGAGCUUAUGCUCAAGGAUCUCAAGGAGAUUUCAGAUGGAGAAAUCAAAGUAGCAAUUAGCACUGUGUACAUGACACUGGAGGACUGCGUGUUACACAGGAGUCUCAUUGGUGAUCUGAAAACAUUCAUGGAUAAAUACGGGUUUGAUGUACUUGUCAUUUUGGCCAAUGGUUUGUCAGAUGAGAAGCAAACAAAACAACAMAUAGUGGUAUACUCAGAAAAUGUAGAGCUAGGCAAUCAAAUCUGCUGUGAAUUAGAAGAAUGUCAGAAUCCUUGUUUGGAGCUGGAUCCUCUAGAAUGUGAAUGUGACCAAAUUCUCAUUUAUCAGCAAGAAAAUUCUUUGGUGACUUGUGAUCAAAUUAUUCUUCUAAUUAAGGAAGUUAUAAAUAGAAGGCAACCAGAAAUGGUAUCAAACAGUAGAACUUCUUCUACUGAAGCUGUUGCGGGAAGUGCUCCGCUUUCGCAAGGAUCUUCUGGUAUUAUGGAGUUAUAUGGYUCUGACGUAGAACCACAGCCCAGUUCUGCCAAUUUUAUAGAAAAUCCUCAAGAUCUAAAUGGGUCUAUGCAAGCCCACAUUGAUGUUAAUGUAGAYCUUGUAAGUCCAGACAGUGGCUUGGCUACCAUUAGAAGCAGCCGGUCUUCCAAGGAGAGUUCUGUGUUUCUCAGUGAUGAUAGCCCUGUGGGAGAAGGUGCUGCAUCUCAUCACAGUCUUCUGCCUGGUUUUGAUUCCUAUAGCCCUAUUCCUGAAGGAGCAAUAGCUGAAGAACAAAAGCCUCAGUCAGGAAACCAUCGUGAUAACUUCGAUCUUUUCAAUUUUGAUCUAGCACCCAUGGUUACAGCUCCAUCUGAGUCAUCUUCUCGUUCUGUUGAUUGCUCCCCAGCAGAUGACUAUUUUCUCAAUAGUGACUCUUCAGAAGGGCAUCAACUCACUCCAAAGAAAGAGCUUGAUGAGGCAAACCUGUUAGAAAAUGAUACAGCAAAUUAUUCAACUGACUUACUUAGGACAAAAAUUGAGGAACACAAUCUGGCUGAAUUUGAUGAGAAUCCAGGAGAAAUGUGUAAGAAAACUUCAAGUUUGAUUGAUUUAGUUGAAGGUGAUUCUUCUUCACCAGAAAUGUUGAAAUCUGCUGAUUCAAGAAUUCCACCGACUCCUAUGAAUAGUCUUGUAGAUACUUCACCAUUAGAUAAUGGGCAGCCUUUAAUUUUCCCACAAGACGUCAUUAAAAAAAUUAAUGAAAUAGAAGGCGCAAAUUAUUCUCAGUCUCGAGUUAGAUAUGGAAGCUGGUGGGAUGGCUUUGACCUCGAUUCCAGAAAUGCUGAUGCAUGGAGUUCAAGUGAACAGGAAUCUGUAUUUCAGAGUCCUGUCUUAUGGAAAGAUUCUAAAGAAAGUCCUUUGCUACGAGAACAUACUGAUAGAAGGGCCUCAGAUUCUGUAUUCCUCCAAAAACAGCCAAAGCAAAUGGAAUAUAUGAGAYCAGGUCUGUGGGAUAAUCAGUUUAAGCAAGAUAAUUGGAACCAUGAGAAUCAGGAGAAAAACAGUGAACAUUCAAGUUUGCAAACUGCUGCUUUAGACGAGACAAAGCAAGAACCGGAGAGCUUUACAGACCUGUGGAAGGUCAGCCAGCCAACACCUGUGAUGCCAGAUGCAUGGUAUAGUGGUAAAGGAAAAGAUAGUCAGCUAGGUGGAGAUUCKUACAGAAUCUGGACUGAGUUUGAAGGGGAUGCUGGUAGAUCCUCAGAAAAUGUGUGGAAUAUGCCGAAACUGGAUAGAGAAUUAAAAUCAGUCAAUAUUCCUGAGGAAUGGGCCAUAUCAAAAACUGGUUUAUCAGAUUCUUCAGAAUUCACAGUGGACAAUGAGUCUGAAAAUCCAGAAGCCUGGGAUAAACGAAGAUAUUCAGUAGAAGACUGUGGAAAAUCUGAAAAUACAAAUUCUGUUUUCAACAAUAUGCAAAACAAUUCCAAGCUGAACACAGGAGAUAAAACUGUGUUUGGUGACCCUAAACAUAGGCCAAAACAAUUUGAAAAUAUAGAUUGCUGGARUAUGUAUGAUAAAAACAUCAGGAAAGAAGUAACGGAAGUAGUGGUGCCAUGGGAGGAUACCUUCUUAUACAAAGACUCAGAUCUUAAUUCUUCAAAUAUAGCGGAGGAUUUAGUUGUUUCUCCACCGGACACCAAUUACUCAACAUCUGAUUCAUACAUAUCACCUACAUAUGUGGAAGAUGAAAGAGAGAAUGAGGACAAGGAUUUUGAUGAAGAAACAGUUACUGGUAAAUUCAUGAACACAAAUUUGGCUGAGUCAAAAGUACUUGAUAAGGAACCAUUAUCUCCUAACAGUGUGCCUUUGCCAAGCACCAGAAACACAGAUAUCUGGAACACUCCUCUAAAUAACAUCACACAGUUACAAGAAAGAAAUUCUGAAAUUGCUGUUGUUUCUGCCUCUCUUAAACCUUUUCUUAAUUCAGAGAAAACAGCUAAUACUCAUUUCUCAAAUGAAAUAUGUGCCAGUGAAAAUAAUUUUCUUGUAUCUGAAAACAGAAGAGUACCACUGGCAUGCAAUCAAACAGUGAAUAACUUAUCACCAUCACAGAAUGAAUUAAAUACUAGGCAGACAGCAGCUGAAAAUGCAGAAACAGUGGGCAGUGUUCCUGUAGAAGACACCAACACCUCUACACCAACUUCAGACACUGAGAAGGGUUUGGAUCUGAAGACAGAUGACAUAGGGAGUGAGAUACUCAACAAGAAUGCAGCACAAAACACUGCUGGUGUUGAUGACGAGYGGGAUAGUCAGGAUUCAGUGCAGCAGCUGAACUCAUGGGGUUUACAGAGUGAGCAGGGCUGUGAGGAAGGCUGGGAUAAUGCCAYUGUCAUCUCUGAGGAAAGAAAAGAAUGUAAGAGAACGCAUGAGACAAGUAGACAGCAGAUGAUUAAUGACAUUUGUAAUAAACCAGUGCAAGAGGACAAUGAAUCUUCUGGUAAAACAGGUUUGGAGGAAAAUGAGUCAACAUUUGAAGUUUCCACCUUGCCUGAAAAACUGAAAAAUAGUGUUAGUUUGGAAGUGUUAAUCUCAGAGAAUGAGUCAUUUUCCAAUCAAAGCAAUCCACUUAGUCAAGAAGAGAGGAAUGACAUGCUGCAGAAUAGUUUAGAUUCAUUUUCAAGUAUUUCUGAAGGAGGCAGAAAUUACGAAUUUUUUGAUGACCCUUUACCACAAAAUUACAAUUAUAGUGAAAUGUCAGAGCUGCUUUCUGAGGGAGCUGAAAAAGAGGCUAUAGUGAUAGAGGAUGCAGCAAGUCCCAGGAUGGAAGGUAUUUCUGAAAGUUCUGAUAAGGGUAGUGAUAAUUCUGAAAAUAGUUCUUCUAAAAUGCCUGGAAGCUCAGGCAUCUGGAAUGACUCUGGAAUGAAUGGUUGUGACCAAGCCACAUUAAUUCCUUUGAUGGACAAAUCACAAGAACCUCUGGGAGUAGGGAAAGAAUGCUUACCUGAAGUGACAUUUAACCAUCCAGGCACUUGUAAUUCUGAGWUAGUGUCUUUCAAAACUGACUUGGAACUGAUGAGGACUGAUGAAAACUCUUUCACAGAUGAGUUUAAGAAUAAUCCUUCUGGAUUUGUUAGUGUUCCUGACAUUACACAUAUGUCUGUGGUGGAAAAUUCAUUUUCACUUGAAAUAGGUUCUGGGAGAAAUGAAAGCUCUGAGAAUUUAGAACCUGCUAAUAACCUUUGUGGAGAGCCACUUGCAGUGCUUAAUGACARUUUUCCCCAAACUGAUUUGGAUUCACAGCCAUGUGAAGAUUUGCAAUCUCCUGGAACAAGUCCUGAGGCAAGUGAAGUCCUUGAAAUAGCAAAUACCACAAGCAGCCUUUCAAAAGAUAUACAGAUCAAAAGCUAUUUGGAAGAAGAUAAUGUGUGGAGUAAUUCAAUAAAUGAUUAUACACACUCAAGUGGAACAAGUCCUGAUUCAAGUGAUGCAUCUGUGAACGUGUGGGGAGAACUUCCAGUUGCCAGUCAUCACAAAAGCAGCAGGGAUAUAUUGGAAAUCAAAAACAAUAAAAAUCUUGAAGAUUCUUGUAGAAACAAUGAAUUUGGGAAUGAAGAUGAAGGAAGAUUUGAAACWAGUGGUGAAGAGAACAAAAUUCCUAAAAGCUUAGAUUUUUGGAAUGCCCAUGUAGAUGACGAUACUGUAUCUUCUUUAUCGAGUCCUGACGUAAAUGAGGAUUCAGAGAAUUCAGAGGCAUGUCCAGAAGUGAUUAAUGAAGAUUCAGGGUGUGAAAACAAACAGCUCACAGCAUCUGAAAAUGGAGAGAAUUAUGUUCAGUCCAAUGCAGCAAGUCCUGAAGCAAAUGAAGACAAUUUAGGUGCAAAAACUAAGGUGGCAGAGAAGGUCCUGGUAGGCAUCUUCAAUGAAAAUUCUGAAACAACUGAAGACAGGAUGGUAUUGCAGGAACAUGUGACUACCGACUUUAUUGACCAUAAUAAGACUAAUGAGUAUUUAGGCCACUGUGAAACACUUGAGGAAAGAACUCAGGUGAGUAUUUUCAAUGAAAAUACAGACAGUGAGGAAGUCUCAUGUUUAUAUCAAGUGAAUGAAGAUCCUACAAUGACUUCUGCUGCUAAUGAUGAAGAAGAGUGUUCUUCAAAAGCUGUAGAUGGGUGGAGUGUGUCCGUGGAAGCUGAUUUAAGAACUGAUCCAAAAUCCACAGUAGGAACAUGUGAUUUCCCAGAUAACAGUUCAGAAUGGUGGAGUUCACAACCUUGUGAAGAAGAACAAUUAGAUGAUCAGCAUUCUGUAUCAAGUUUCUCAGCACCAAGCCAGUUAGGAAAUAGUAAGGAGGACUCCUGUGGCUCCCCUUCACAAGCUGAAGAACCAACAGAAGCACAUUUCGUUGAUACAGGUAAUGAUGAAAAUCAGCCUGCCCCCCUGUACUCUGAUSAAAAAGAAAAUGAAAGGCUAGUACAUUCUGUUAGUAGUCCUGAUGGUCAGAUAAAUCAAGACACUUUACAGUUGAAACAAUUUGAUUCUUUUGUACUGGAUAAAGAAGAAAGGGAGUUGAUAGAGCAGUCAUUUUCUACAGAUGAGGAAAAUCAGCUGACACCACAGAAUUCUUUUUCAGAUGAAGAACGAGCUAUACCAAAUACAUCCGUUCAAGCCAUCACUGUCCUGGAUCUACCAAAAGACUAUGAGGGAGAUGCUAGUCUCAUUCCUCAGGGACARCAGGAGGACGCCUGGGAAAGAUUAGAAGUGCAUAACUCCAUGCCAGGUGCUUUCACUGUAGAAGACUUAUCUUUUGAAAUGACAGAAAAGUCAAGCCCAGAGGUGAAUAUAUUAAAGACCCAAACUGAGCUUAUCCCAGAUAUUUUACAGGAUAACACACAAGAAAGUAAUCAGCAGUUUUCAGUGGAACCUGACCUGUGGACUAAUACUGAGCAGGCUGUCACUUUGAAACCAGAUGGUGAAAAUCCUGAUAUUUUAAGUCACUGUGACCAAGACAAUGGUUCAGAGUCAUCAAGCAGUCCUGAUGUGUGCCAGGAAUAUGAAGCUAAGCAUGCCUCUAUCCCAUCUUCUGAGAUUGCAGAGCAGCCUGCAGACAAAGAGCAGCCUGCAGACAAAGACAGUCCAAAUAUAACUAAAGAGGUAGAUUUUGAGUCCAAGCAUGAAUUAGCUAUGCUGAAGGUGGAGACACACUCUGAAAAUGGUAGCUCCCAGGACUACGAACCAGUAAAGAGCAAUGAAUUCUAUCAACUUAUCUCUUCUAAUCCUCAGGAGACUUCUGAAUUUGCAAUUCCAGRAGAAUACAGUCUAGAAAAUAAACUGGAUUUUGACCCUAUUGAGUCAACUGAAAUUGCCAGUGAAGUUACAAAAGUGACGUCAUUAGCACUGAUAGACACAUUCCAUGGAAGUUUCAUUCAUCAAGGAACACCAACUGAUACAGCUAAAAUAGGGACCUCCCAAAUGCAUCUGCUUCCCAUGGAUUUCAGUCAACCUGAUGGGGCCAAACAAAGCUUAAAAGAAAUAAGUGCCUUGGCUGAAGUUGUAAAAUAUUCUGAUACUGACCAUACAGCAAUAACUGGUGAUGAGCUAGACAGGUCAGAAGAAGGUGCCGAUGAAUCUGACACAGGGAUAGAACAUGAUAUCAAGGACACAUCAGUGACUAAUGUCCAGGCAGACACAAGUGAUGGAAUGAACAUACUGGCACUACCAGGCAGUGAGGCAGCAGAAGGGAAAUCAAAGGAUGAACAGACAUUCUUUCCCGAGUCUUUUGUACCUGAUGGUAAUGAAGGCAGUGAAUCUGAUUCAAAUAAUCAACUGUUUGAUGACAUAACAAAAGAAUACGAAGCUAGAAUUGAAAAUGAUGUUCCUGUGUUUAAGGAAGUACCCGAUGACCAAUCACCAGAGAUCUGUACUCCACUAUCCUCUGCAUCUUUUGAUGCUGAACCCUCUGGCAGCAGAGAGUGUGCAAACAGUGAGCUCUUGUUACAGCAGCCAUUUUAUGGMAGUGUUUCUUUGAAAAAACGACUGCCACUGCCAGCUCCUUUGGAAGGUGCAGAAGGCAUCCUAAUGACCAAAGAUAAGGUGUYUGAAACAUCCACAGAGUGCCUUCAGGAAAAUCUCAUCUCUGUACCAUCGCUCUCCAUGUCUGAAGYAACUCCAGCACAUUCUGAUUUUUGGACAGGAAAAUCUGAAGUUGAAACAACCGAUCCCGACUCACCACCAGGUGGAGACAGAAGAUCGUGUGAUGAAGCUGGCAUUGACUCCCUAGUUUGUAGGGAAGAAAAGACGAGAAAUUCCCCUAUGAGUCCUGAACUGCAAAGUACAGAGAGUAAGGAAGAUGUGAGGAUGCAGGUGCUCCAAGAUCCGGCUUCACUGGAGAUGGAUUAUGUCCUUGUUACUGAGGAAGAAGAUACACCUGCAACAAAUGAUACUCUUGAAGGAAGCAAAAUCGAUUUUGCAUUUCAAGAAUCUCACGRAGGCUUUUCACCGGGCUCCUUAGAUACCUUUCAGCCAACCUCCAUUACAAAUGAACGCAAAGAUCACCCCACUGGUGGGACUGGAUGGGACACUGUUCGCUUGGAAGAGAAAAGGUCAUCUGUUGUGCCUCAAAAGCUGGAUGGUGAGAGGAAAUCACAAGAAAUCUGUGGGCAAGAUGAAGGUUGGAUUAUACUGGGCCAAAAUGAAGUAAGUGACAUAUCACCUGAAGAAAUUUCUGCCAAGACAGAGAUGCUGAAAUCAGGGUCUGGAUGUCCUGGUGAAGAACCAGCAGCUGUUGUCACAAAGGAAUUGAUUCUUGGCACUCAGACAGAAUUUCAGGUAGAAAUGCCCCUUCAGAAAUCUUUUGAACAUGAAGGCUGUUCUCCUUCAGAUGGCCUGACCACCGAGAAUGAGAGUUCGGGCAUUGCASGAACAUCUGUGUUGCACGUGGCUGGUGGUGAUAGUGCAUGGGAAACAAAUUCUCAACAGAGGCUUGGGAAUAAUGUAGCAAUGGAACAAGAAACGAAGGAGGAGACAGUUGUUCUCAACAAUGACAGARAAUUGAAUCAAAGAUCAGGGUUGGUACAAGAGGAUGUGGGAAUGGACAUCCCCUUAGCUGAGGGUGUUGUAAGUCCCAAUUCUACAGAGAUGAGACCUGAACCUCCCAAUUCUCUUGAUCUUAAUGGUUCCCAACCCAGAAGGAUAAAGCUCACUGCUCCAAACAUCAAUCUCUCUUUGGACCGGAGUGAAGGGUCAGUACUUUCUGAUGAUAAUUUGGAUACACCAGAUGAAAUUGACAUUAAUGUAGAUGACCUUGACACUCCUGAUGAAGCAGAUUCUUUUGAAUACACCGGACAAGAAGACCAGGCUGCUGCUAAGGAUGCUUCCCAGGAAGAGUCUGAAUCAAUUCCAGAGUACACUGCUGAAGAGGAGCGAGAGGACAACAGGUUAUGGAGAACAGUGGUUAUUGGAGAACAAGAACAGAGAAUUGAUAUGAAAGUCAUUGAACCAUACAAAAAGGUCAUUUCACAUGGAGGAUACUAUGGUGAUGGUCCAAAUGCUAUCAUUGUGUUCGCAGCAUGCUUCUUGCCAGACAGCAGUCGAACUGAUUACAACUAUGUCAUGGAAAAUCUUUUCCUAUAUGUAAUCAGUACCUUAGAGCUGAUGGUGGCUGAAGACUACAUGAUAGUCUACUUGAAUGGAGCAACACCAAGAAGAAGGAUGCCUGGAUUGGGUUGGAUGAAAAAAUGUUAUCAGAUGAUUGAUCGACGAUUGCGGAAGAAUUUGAAAUCCUUUAUAAUUGUUCAUCCAUCAUGGUUUAUCAGGACGAUUCUGGCUGUGACACGACCUUUUAUAAGCUCUAAGUUCAGCAGUAAGAUACAGUACGUCAACACAUUGGCAGAGCUUCAUGAGAUGAUUCCAAUGGAAUAUGUGCAUAUACCAGACAGCAUUAUCAAGUAUGAUGAAGAGAAGUGUAUUAAGAGAAGAAUGAGACUGGAUGAAGAGCUGAGGGAAGCUUCAGAAACAGCUAAAACUAGCUGCCUCUCAAAUGAUCCAGAAAUGGCUUCCGUGGAGCAGGACAUCGACAUGACCCUGAAAUAAAAAGCAUCGUUGCCAGGCAUUUGAAGAAGAGGGUUCACAU